GUGAUCUUACUUUUUGACAUUUUAGGGAAGUUGUUAGUCACAACACCGUGGCACAGCACCAAGAGCUUAAUAGGAAAAGGAGCUAAUGCUCUGAAGAAUAUGGCAGAUGUUCCACCUUCACUCACCCUAGAACUUCCCAAGAAAAGUGAUCUUCCUAACACAUUAAAACCUUGGAGUGAAGUCCAUCUUCCAAUUGACAUUCUUUUGUUGACAGUGGAUGACUGCGAGUUCUUAGCCUGUUUUGCAUACCUGAAAAAUGCCUUUAAAAGCUACCACAAGAACCUAGGAUAUGUGUACUUUGGGAACAUGGGUGAAAGUAGAGAUGUGCCCCUAAAAGUUGCUUUGAUAAAAUGUUCUGAAGGUUCUUCUGCUCCAGAUGGCUCGCUGGUUACUGUUAAGAAUGCCGUAGUGGAACUGAGACCCAAAGCUGUUUUCUCUGUUGGCUGCUGCGGUGGGUUGAACCCUGAAGUCACCAAGUUACAGCCAGGUGACGUAGUUGUUUCCUCUAAGCUUUUAACUGAAGCGUUCAAAACCCCAGUGAGUAGAGAUAUCUUGCACCUUGUCAGGCAUGCAGAUUAUGGCUGGAUUCCUCCAUUAAAAUGUCCAGAAGAUCAUAAAGUUCAGGUCUGCUGUGAUGGGGAGAUUUUAAGUGGCGUAAACCCAGUCAGUGCUAAACAGCAAAACAUGUCUUAUUUUACUCAAGCUACUGCAGUUGACGUCGGUGGUGAAGGUAAGACAUUAAGAAAAAGAAGUCAUUUAUCUGGGAAUAAAUUUUAUUCCGUGAUAAAUGACUUCUUUUCUCUCUUGUUUUGUUUUCUUACAAGAGGCAUGGUGGCCUAGUGGUGACUAUUGCAAACUUCACAGGGGCAUUGGCAUGACCAUUUUGACAAGUACGCACACAGGUCUAUAUGGUUUUAAAAACUUCGUACAAAAUAACGUUUUUGCUUUCCUUUAAUACAUAAUUGGCAGUUUACAGACUUGCUUACAAUAGAACGUGAUAUCAAAAAAAGCUUUUAAAACGUUCUUCUUUGAGCUGGUACAGGAAUGACGUUAACCAGAACAAGGCGAGGUGCCUUUUUUGUGGGCAGAAAUGUUAUAAUCAAGUUUAAAAGCAUCAGUUCGAAGAAUUGUGGCAAUGUCCAAGUUCAUGUAAAUUUUCCGCAUGCUUUCCUUUGCUGACUUUUGUGUUUUUCUCUUUAAUUCCCUUAUUUCGAUCAUGAGCACGGGAAAGGAACAAACAAUGAGUGAUAGUCAGCAUUUAUAUGUUUUCAGUUGUACUGAAUAUCUGUAAAGUUUGUCAUUGAAAACAUACUACAUUAUAUUCGCUUAAGGAGUGAACUUCCUGCAAAAUUCUUGUUGACACCUCGCCAAACAGAAAAUGUGUACCUAAUAGUUUGAUUCAACGUACGGGGAUUAUCGUCGACAUGGUGUGGUCCAUGAUUUUCCAGUUGAGGGAUAUUAAAGUAGUCUUUGAUGAUAGACUUUUUCAACAUUUAUGGACAGAGAGAGAAACUAAAAAAUGAAAACCUAAUUUUUGAAUGCAAAAACGUUUAGAUAAAUCUUAAACGGAAUGAUGAUCAGUCAGGGUCAAUUCUUUUCCAAUUUUCAUGAAUACGCAGUGUAUUGUGGGAUCACACGAAGGCAAACAUUUUAAGAAUAUUUAGAAUUUAUCACAUUCCUCCUCUCAAACUGUUGUAUUUUAUGCGCAAAAACAAUGCUGAAUAACAGUGAGACAGGCAGCAACAAAUCUGCACAAUUUAAAGUCAAGUCACAACACUACAAAUGCCUUUACUUAUAACAGAAAAUCUUCAAAAAAAGUCUCUUAAUUUCUCAAGUACACACGUUUGAAUUGUGUUAUGGACGCUACGCCCCUGCUUCAGAUAUGGAGGUCCAGGUUUGCAGAGUUCUCACUAGAAGGCGGCACCCGGCGAUUGAUCGCCGCUUACUUUGGGAUUUAUAGCCGCUUACUUUGUGUUUAAGUCGCUUUUCUUUGCUUUGUUUUGACACCUCUGGCUUUGCUGAAGAGCCUCCUACUUUAUCAGUGAUCACCUCCUACUUAAAAAUCUAUUGAGAACCCUGGGUUUGGGUCUUGCUGUUGUGCUGUUUUUCUUAUUAUAAAACAAACUUUGCUUCACUUUGUUCCUGACCUUCACCAAUUAGUAAUGGUAACAGGACUGAGUGGAGUCCAAUUCGGUCUGUAAUCAUACAAGUGAUUAACAACACUCGGUCGUCCGAUUUAUUUAAUCACGAGUAUAUAUGAUUACAGACCGAAUUGGACGACACGACGUUCUGUUACCAAUUAAUCAUAACUUUAACAAAAUUUGUGAUAUAUUAGGCUCUUUUUUUUUUAAUCAAAACACAAGAAAUUCUGAGAUUUUUUUGCUACCAGUGGAAAAAAAAAGCCAUUUAAGCGCGCGCGUGAUGGCGCAUACUGUCCAGUUACUUAGGCAUGACACGUACUGUCCUAUUAAGGCUGAAAUCAGGGCAGUUGAUAGCCAGUCAGAUGUAAGAAUUUUGUUAUAGUUAUGAUUAAGGUGUAUAAAGAAGUGCUGGUUAUUAUUUCUUGUGAUCCUGUUUUCAGUCUGAUCUGUUGAGAUCAGUUCUAGGUUUGGACAAUGAUGUUUACAGCUACAUUUAUUUCAAGAAAGGUUGUUGGAGAAAAUGUGCACAUGACAGUCCUGAUAGGUAGCAUGGGAUAUGACCGAAUUAUACACUGUUCCUGACAACAGUAGCUGUUGAACCUACUUUUGUUGCUUUCCUUUAGCACUCGCAAACAUGUUAUGUCCAUGGCCUCUUGUGCCAUUCUUUCAAAUUUCUUUGAAGAACAUGUACAGUGAACUCAAAGCCACCCACACAUACCUUUCGGGAUUGUCGUGUGCACUUUUUGCGACAAUGUUUCUCGAAAUAGCUGAUGUUUAUUUAAUUUGCUGCAUUUUUCUAUACUAAAUUAUGCAUAAAUGAUUGAUUGGAGGAGCAUUUUAAGUAAUGUUUUCCUUUGGAUAAAAUACAGAAGGAAAGCUAAAUUCUACUAAGAUCUUAUUUAUUUGUCCUGUUUUGUAUUAUUUUAUUUAUGCUUUUUAUAUCUGCCUUUUAAAAUCACUAUUAUCAUUUUCUGCCUACCAUUUGCAUGGUAAAUAAUUCUGUUUAUGUUGUCACAUAUUGAUCAACCCUGGCUGUGACGCUCACUUAAGGGGAUCUAUUUGCAUAAAUUGAUCUCUCUUUGUAUUGAAAUUUAAUUUUUAAUCAUUUUUUGUUGUUUUUUUCCAGGCUUGUUUGCUGCCGCACAUGAUCUUAAGAUUGAAUGGGUGAUUGUAAAAGGUAUUUCUCACUUUCCCGAUGGUAACAACUCUGCAGAAAAGUCUUGGGAGAGUCAUGCAUGCAUAAUGGCGGCUUCUCUUGUGUCCAACAUGUUGAAGGAUCCAUUUGUGUUUGAGCAAUGGCCUCAUUAUGAAGGUAGGUGACAUUGUUCUUUAGUUAAACCAUAUCAUUAAUUUUUCGUGCAGUAGAAGUGUUUAUGGUUCAGUACUGAGAUUGAUUUAAAAAUACUCAGCCACAACUUUCAAAUCUUAUUAUUAAUCACCAUAAACUUGAAAAAGGAUAGAGUUCAAUGUUUUCUUUGUCAACUCACAACUGUUGGAAACUAUAACAUAGGUAAAAGAAAAAUUAUGAGAAAAAGGUGAAGAAAUUGGUCGGGAGGACAGGAGGAACAAGUUUCCUGAUAAAAUUGAUCGGCUGCUCAUCAUACUAUUUUAGGCAGUAAGAUUUGUGGGUUGGUACUCGGCAAGUGCAUACUUAGGGACCUAAAGUCUAAAAUGACACUUGUUUCGAGCUUCAGUGGUAUCUGUUGGGUGCCUGUAAGGUUGGGUGGGAAUUAUUUUGUUUCUCAAGUAAUUUUUGGUACCUCUUAGGCAUGAAAAUUAAUUUCCUACAUGCCCACAAAGCUAGAUUCUGUUACUAGAUUCUGCUACCCUCUAGGGAUGAGUUUUAUUUUUAUUUUUUUUUUGACAAGCACCCCUGUUAUCUUUAAUUUUUUUUUUGCAAAGCAGUUGUGCUAUUUUUAAAGGGGAGUAUCUCCUCCUCCUUUUGGUACCUUUUAUAGAGCUUAAAAUGAAUUUCUUCCAUGCUGACAAAGCAAGAUUCUUGUACCUUCUAGGGAUACUUCUUGAAUUUUUUAUUUGAGUAGCACCUCAGUUGUUUAAUAGGGUAGUGUCUCCUUCUCCCCUGCCUUCCCCCACCACGCCCUGAGGACACUAGCAACCAACAUUACAGGGAUUUCACUCAGGGCCAGCAGGUAUGGAUUUCCCCUGCCUACUAUGAGGAUGACCCUUGGUCACUUUCAUAGGAAAUAGAAGGAAAAUAGGACUGAAAGAAUUUCCAGGAUGUUCUAUUCCAAACUCAGCAACUUAAAACCAUAGUGACGGCCCUGAACCCUAACCAGUAAGCUCUCUGCACUGCUGGCUUUAUUUUCUGGUUUGAGAUCAUUCUAGAACUCUACCCUCUGGAUGGUUGAUAGCUAUGGUUUUGAAAGGGCCAGGAAAAUUAUUUUGGGGACUUAUUUUCUGUUUUGAAAAUGUUUUUGAACUGCAACUGUUCACUAGAUACCUUUCAGAAUCAACUUAAUGUGCCGCAGAAAUUCUGCAUAACCAAGUUUAAAAGAUAAAUUUAUUGUCUAAAAUUGUGCACACUGCGACCAGACAUCAUUUAGUGAAUUAAAAUGUGAGUUUCACCCACAAUUAAGUAAAAUCUAAGAUGUAAGCUUUCAGUCCCAAGACAAGCUGCUCAGUGCUUUUUGUUAUUGAAACUUUAUUAUUCAGUAGCAAAAAACUGACAGAUUUAUAAACAUUUUCCCCAAAUUCUUUUGAAUAACUGUUGUUUUAAAUGUCUCACUUCAAUUUUUAUUCUAUUUUGUUUAACUCACAGACCUGUCACCAAUGAAGCAGCCCUCUUGCUCUGCGGCCAAUAAGGAGGUGUUACCAGGUACUAUUAUAUCCAGUAAAGCAGAAAUGGUACCAGACAUACAGUAGAUUAAAAACGCUUAUUUUAAUAUGAAAAUGACUUUUAUCGUUUGUUAUAUUGCAAUACAAAAUGAUCUUUAUUGUAGCAGUUGUUUAUUUUUAUUUCACAAUUAAGUAGCAAAGAAGAAGUAUGAUGUGAUACUUCAAGCGUCAAAUCUUUUCUUUCAUUCAAUCUUUCUGUUAGAAUUUUGCUAACGUAUUUUUGACCUGCGUUAAUCCUCGAGGUCAGUUAUACAAAAUAAGAAUUAUUUUUGGCACUCAACCACAAAAACGUCACUAACAGCUUUGGAGAGGUACCCCUCUAUGGGCGUGUCCUCUCUGAAGCUCUCUGCGUGGGGCAACGUCCCUUUUCACAUUCCUUCAACGUUUGACCAUUAUAUAUUUCUUCAUUGAUCUCUUAAAUUAUAUUCUGGUAUUUUAAAGCCCUCAUAUCAACGUGCACAGUUACUUACUUCUCUGCUUGUGUAUUAUGAAUUGAGGAUAAUUUGUUUUGAAAUGAGGAAAUUUUACUUAUUUUUGGUGAUCACCUCUCCUAUCCUCCUGACAAUUGUUUCAUCAUGAAUGACAUUUAAAAAUGUUGAUCACCUUGCUUGAUAUAAGUGAGGGCUUAUAUUAUGUGCCGUUCAACUACCUCCCUUUAACUUUCUUCACCUAUUAAGAUAUCAAGUUAUUAACGAACAAUUCUUGAAAAAAAGGAACGUAAAAUUUUCUUUAACAGAUUCUCUCUGCCUCGAGGAGUGCCAGAAACAGCUGCGAUCAAUUUAUGAAACCAACAGCAAAGUCAAAAUCGUUCCGUGGGACCAAAGCUCUGCCGUUCAUAUCGAUGAAAUUUACACCCAGUUGUCUUGGCUUAUAGAUGAGAAGAAGCCCAGCGGAGUAACACAGAAGAAACUCGAACACUACACCAACGUUUUUGACGGCGGAAGACUUCAUCAUACGCCAAAGCGCAUUUUGGUCCACGGACGACCAGGUAUCGGUAAGACCGUUUUUACGCAGAAAGCUACAUUCGACUGGUCCCAGCAGAGAUUUAAAGGAAAGUUAGGAAGAUUUGAUCUGGUACUUUUGGUCAAAUUACGCGAUGUUUGUAACCUCAACGAUGUCCCAGCCAUUCUGAGGAAUGCUAAUCUUCUCGCGAGUGAUGGCCCAAUUUCCACUGACAAUCUGUACGAUUACGUUCGUCGCCACCAAGAAAACGUGUUGCUUAUUUUGGACGGCUACGAUGAAUACGUACACAGCGCAGCAAGCCAAUCACCUGUUCUUCAAAUCUGGGAGAAAAAGCAGUUGAGGGAUUGUUUUGUUAUUAUAACGUCUAGAGACAUGAAAGGAGAGGGAUUGAAAAGUUCCAGCGAUGCUCAAUUUGAGAUCGACGGUUUCGACCGUAAGCGACAAGAAGAGUUCGCCCGUAGAUUCUUGAAAAAUGAUCAAGAUGUUGAAGAGUUUUUCAGGUACUUGAAACAACAAAGUCUGGAGGAUGUAGCAAAAAUACCUAUUGUGCUUUUAAUGUUGUCUUUAGUUUGGAAGGAAAAGGAUCGUGAAGGACUACCUUCAUCACGGGUGAUGGUGUACUUUCAGUUUCUACAGACUAUGUUUAAUCAUAUGUCUGAAAAACAAAAAAAGCCGGCGGAAAAAGUUGACGACCACAAACAAGAACUCUGUAAAGUAGGGAAACUAGCCUUUGAAGCACUUCUACAAGAUUUACUUUGCUUUCCUCUCAGUAAACUGCCGGAUCACGUUUUGACUGACAAACUGAUCGAGGCCGGGUUGUUUCAGCUGCUAAACAUGUCCGCUCUUAACCCGUGCAAAGCCGUGCACUUCAUUCACAAAUCCAUGCAGGAGUUUUUGGCUUCUUUAUUUCUAAAAGAAGAACUGUUAUCUCAAGAAAGUAAAAACAAUUCCCUUUUCAAAGUCGACUCAAUUGAAAAGAUCUUCAAGUUAAAUGAAGUUUUUAAAUUUGCUGCUGAAAUGUCAGAAGAAGCCGCGCGCGAGAUCUUGAUUCAUCUGUUGGGAAUGGCGGCAAAGGAAGUCGGAGAGUACAGCUUCGACAAAGAAACACCAUCAGUCGAAGAUUUGUCUAAUAAACAAGGAAAUCUUUUAACUCUAUGUACACAGUUAUUCUUCUGCUGCUCAGCAGACACGAGAACAGAACUUUUCCCCACUUUUCUUUCUAAUCUAGGAGGUGUUUUUUUAAUAAAUCUUGACCAGCUGAAUAUUGCAGCAAAGGAAAAUUUUGUUAAAACUACCGCUUCACUUAUGUACAUAUUUUUCUCUCAAAGCGGCCAGUAUACAAAGCAAAGUUAUAAUAAUUUAAUUAAUUUAACACAGCAAUUAAACGCUGUUAUAGUUAGUAGAACAGGAGAACAGAAAGCAUCAGAAUUUUUGAAUGUAUUUCCAUGGCGUAGUGUUGACGUGUUUUUUUUAAUGAAAGAAGAAAAUAACACUCACCUUUAUUUUACUAAAAUUGUAAGAAGUCUAAAUGAUGGCAUUUUUUCUCUUCCUUUUAAAAUGGUAAAGACGUUAGUUAGUUUAGAAGAGACAACAAACAAGACAAACAUGAAUGGUGAUGAGUCAAGUGAAGAGAGCAGCAGCAGCUGUUGUUCAAAGCGUCAUGGUCUCUCCAGGGUUCGGAGGAUUCAAGCUGAUGAUGUGAACAGGUCAGAAGUGGAACAGCUGAUUGAGAUGAUGCCGUUUAUCAUCGCUCCACACGUGAUACUGGUUGUGGGUAAACUCGGUGAAGUGUUGGAUGCUGAGGUAACAGAGUCUCUACUGAGGAGCAUCCCAACAACACACAAACUGGAGAAAUUAUCACUCCUAAGUAUCAAUGUAACAUCAUCACCUGCUGUGGAGUUCAUCAGCAGAGUAUUCAAACAAGAUCUUCCAAACUUGAACUGGUUCAACAUGUCACUCAAUCCUCUUCUGGGUGCGGGAGUCGACAGCUUAAUUAAACAUCUCAGCAGCGCUCCUCACCUGGAGAAACUGUGGCUUUACAGAGUGAAGAUGACUCCACGGCAGGUGAUGAAUCUCACAUCAGCUGUACAGCAGCACGGAAACAUCACUACACUGUGGUCAUCCUACCACGUAAGUUUUCCAAUUUUAUCGCAAUUUGUUUCUUUAUUCUUUGUUUACAGUUUAUUUCUACUCAGCUCUUGCCUUUCUUUGUCAUUUUUAUACUCGACAAAACACGAGAUUUACUUUUGAAAUCAAAUCACAAACUUUAGCAGAUUCAAAGAAUCAUUUCAAAUUCAUUUCUUUCAACUGAUUAAACUAACUCCAUAAAAUGUUUUAACUGAGAACGUUAAGAACAAGUAACUUUAGCUGACAUUAAAAAAGGAAUUGAAGACAAGAAGACAAAUUUCGUAUCUUCAAGCAACCAUAAGAUGAUAUUAUUCGGUGAAAACAAGAAUUUUUAGCAAAACAAAGCACAUAAUUUCCACAGUAUUAAUUUCUGAAUCAAUUUUAAUUCAUACCUUUUCAUAAAAUAACAAACAACAAUCAUAAAAGCAAAUGAAAGAUAUUCAGUUCAUGUUCAAUUUAAACAAAUAGCUCGUGUCUAGACACGUCGAAACAAAUAAGCAAAGAGUAAACACAUUGAACUCACAGUUCCACAUUUAUCGUCCAAGGCUCCUAUAAAAUCAGUUUAAGUCAAGUGGAGUUCUUUUGAAAGUCCAGAAAACAAACUAGUCUUUUAUAGCUGUUCUUUUGUUAGUUCCUGAGCGUUUCUUUGGUAAAUACUGGUCCUUGCACUUCGGUGAAGCGUUGGUUUUUGAAAUAACAACCCGCACAAAAAAAUUGUAUCUUCGAGACAACGGUUGAAAGCAACACCAAAAAAAAUUUCCUUACAGGUAAACACUUCGCUGUUCUCCACUGUAUAGCAUAAGUGUCCAUUGCAUGAUUUUCAUUGCGUAAAUAGCAUAAGUUUGUUUUCAACUUUCCAAGAACACUCGCCAUACAAAUCAAAUCCUGCGGAGCUUUAGACUUUUGUGAAAUAUCCUUAUAAAUGAUGUUUCCUUGAGCUUCGAACAACUCCUUAGCACAUUCCUGAGUAAAAAGAGAUGAAUCCCUGUCUAGUGUAAAAUAAUUUCCUUGAUGUUUUCUUAUUAAAUUUUGAGUUCAUCCUGAACAGUUUGCCGUUGAAGAGCGAACUGAACAAACUACAAAAUCAACAAACAAAGUCAUUCAAAGCCUAGUGACGUGGCGGCAGCUGAUUGGUUAAAUUUACCUCGGAUGAUUUUUCACGUGAUGACAUUUUCCCGCCUUUCGUUUUAUUACGUAACAAAUUCCCGCCCGCAAAAAAAUACACUGUGAUCUGCGAAUUUUGUAAGGCUGAAUAUAUCUUCAAAAGAAAAGAAAAAGGAGUUGCUAAUUUUGAUUUUGAUUCUACUAUUAUGAAUGCGAAUUUCUUGUACGUGCGCCUUGAUAAAGAUAAUGUUUCUCUUUCCAAUCCCGCCGAGAGGGGAGAGGUACAGGGGGGUAAAUCUCCCUCCUCCCUAAACUUGGUUUAAAAAUUGGUGACGGGGUAACACUCGUUUCUUGAACUUAGUCGUAAAGGAAGUUUUUUGACCUUCAGCGCUUCGCCUCUACACCAACAUACUAGACAAAGAAGGCGUAACCACUGUGUGUCUAGUGCAUUUCUGGCCCCUCUCUCUCUCUCUAUGUCACGCAACGCCGGACAGAGAGGGUCCUCCCCCACAUCCCUUAUCAUCACGCAAAAAGCCAUAAAGUUAACUUUUCAUCGAUAUCUCCCUACUCGCAACAUUUCAUUUUCUCGUUCCUGCCUAUUCUGUUUCUCUUCCCUUAGCCUGUUCCAGGCGUUCAGACAGUGGGGGAAGUAAAAAGGAGUGCGAAAAAAUAAAAGCGAGGCCCCCUCUACUUUUCAUCGCUUUCUUUACUUCGCACCGCUCUCCACCAUCUGAACGCUUGGAACAGGCUACUAUUCCCUCCGCUGAGAAGUCAGAAUCUUCGCUAGGAAAAAUUUCUCUCAGCAAAUAACUGUAAAGACGCUUAAAAAUAGUUUGUCAGUUGUUGUUAACACAUUAACCUUGUGCUCGUAUAAUUUUUGACAAGGUGCCGGGUUCGAAUCCUGCUCAGUACCCUUUCUUCUUUCCUUCAGUCUUUCUCUUGUUUGUUUCGUUUGCUUAUUUGUUUUUUUUGUUGAUGUUUUUUUAACUAAUAUAUACCUUUUAAAGCAAAGAUAGUAUGUUUAUGGAUAAACAAUCUGAAUUUCUAUCGUUUCCUACAAUUUUCAUUCCUUUUUUAUUGCAAUAUAUUGUUCAAAACUAAAACAGUAGCCACAUGCAAUCACAAACUGCCGUUUAUUAUAUAGGCCAAGUUUUGAUUGUUGAUCUUUACUUUCGGCACGCGAGGCUUGUUUUGAACUUAGUACAUCUUGUCAAAGUUGUUGUCAUAUUGACAAUUGUCUUUCGUUGGUCAGUGUAAUCGUAUUGUACUUAAAAUGAAGGUUUUCAAAUGUGUACACGUCCACACUUUAUUAAAGGGAGAUGGCUGGUUUUAAGUAUUGUUUUGUAUUUUGUUGAAGGAUGAUAAUGGGAGCCUCAAACCUGAACAUCAAUGGCCAUCAGAGAACUACUGGAAAAGGAGGUACCCUGACCUCUUUCCUGAUUCAUCACCUGAAUCAGCGCAUGAGAAGGAGCAGGUUAGUCAUCACUCGCCUAUUUUUGUGAAAGUUUAUUUAUUAAAUAUUUAGUAAGACUUUCAUUGUUUGUGUGAACAGCUCUGUUUUUCUGUCCCUCAGAGAUAAUCAAAUUCGCUCAAGAGCCUUCAUUUAUAAGUUUCCAUUACGGAGGAUUUCCGAGUUGGUGA
Messenger RNA from Porites lobata, 10832 nucleotides. Lineage: Eukaryota; Metazoa; Cnidaria; Anthozoa; Scleractinia; Poritidae. The record is from the annotation of a GenBank genome assembly.